Soboliphyme baturini is the source of this 1134-nucleotide messenger RNA. The record is from the annotation of a GenBank genome assembly. Lineage: Eukaryota; Metazoa; Nematoda; Enoplea; Dioctophymatida; Soboliphymatidae.
AUGCCUUUCGAGAUGGCGCUGGUAGAGAAGAUGCAGAAGGAAUUCCUCUUCGUCAUUUAUAAUUUUGGCAUUGCAACUUCAGAAAUCACCCCUGAAAGCAGUAACUGGUUAAUUGAACUUCAUUUCCUACAAAGAAACUUUGAUAUGUGUAAAAGAGAAAUAGAAGCGCAGGUAAAAGGCACUAGUGGCCUCUGUGCUUUCGUGUUAUUCAUCCAAGGUCUCGUCCAGCGAUUAGAGGGCAAUGUCGAAGGUUCCUUAUCCACGUUCGAGAUCUGUCAUGACUUCCUUCCUCACAAGGCAUUGUAUUUUAAGGAACUUGCUCGGUCUUGUUUCCUGCUUGGCCAGCACCAGCGCGCAAUCACCGUAUAUGACGAAAUUGUAAAACUCAUCCCGAAUGACUGGAGCGUUCAUCAUUGCAAGGCACUUUGUUACCAGCGUCUGAAACAGUAUGCAUCGACAAAUAUGCAGCAAGAGGCAUUCGAGGCCCUUGGAAAGGCACUUAGCUUUAAUCCAAACCACAGGCGUGCCAUUUUUGCAGCAAGUAGUAUCAUUCAGCAGCACGGUGACUACGACGUAGCACUUUCCAAGUACAAAAUAGCUGCUGGGGCGAUCAGUUGUCUCAAACGAGCACAUUAUCUGGCGCCACUGAACUGGAAAAUUGCCUAUAAUUUGGGUCUCGUUUACUUAGAAACUGAGCAGUAUGCGUCAGCAUUCAACUAUCUCAGUGCGGCCGUUAAUUUAUCGGCUAACGAUGCUUCUGUGUUUCUAGCUCUCGCAGGUUGCAUCAACCAACGAGCGGCGAGGUCAGCAGCUAACUUGCCGAGUAUACGACGGACGAGCGACAAAUCAUGCAAAGAGGCGAUGCGAGUCGAGCCGAGCCGAGCCGAGCCCAAUACUACGGAUUUCGCGCAGCAGAUUGGCGUGGCAGUUGAUAUGGCGAACGAGAAAAAGCAGUGCUCUGUCAGACAGAUGCAAAAUGGGCAGGUGAAGACGUACAUUGCUGUAGACGAGGACGACGGAAUAAAACGAAGCCUGAACAUCGAUUACUGCUGUACGGUGCCGGCAUGUUUGAGGAUCGCCGAAAUCGUAAGUACACCUGAUUAUCGUGUGCUUGUGCGGCUGCAAGCGACCUGA